This is a messenger RNA of Nematocida ausubeli, 1005 nucleotides long. RefSeq lists its product as uncharacterized. Bases 1 to 1005 code for a protein of 334 amino acids. The transcript has a single exon. The record is from RefSeq and is a predicted model, not a curated record. Lineage: Eukaryota; Fungi; Microsporidia.
AUGGACAGGACUUAUUACACUGUAUAUAGUAGACCACGAAUCCCAGAACAGCCAGAGUUUAUUCCACGCCAUGUACAACACGAUAUCUCGUACGCACCUGUUUUUUCGCACCUUAAAUCGUCAAAAUUCAUUAUUCAGUUCAUUAUGAAGUGUGUUAUACUGUUCUUUAUCACAUUCUUAAUCAAAGUCCCGAUUCACUUAUCAUCUAGCUAUGCAUAUCUGUCUUUUGUGCCAGAAAUAUCAAAAUAUCUGGUCAUUCUAUCAUUUUUUGGGUUAUUUUCUGCUGGGACCUUCUUAAAGCACUUUAAGUCAAUUAGUUCCCCUAAUAACUCCAUUCGGGAAUACAUCCUGGCCAUAAACCUGAUACUCUUGAUGAUUUCGCCAAAUACAAAGACUAUUACACCUUCUACAGCAACAUACGAUGCGUUCUGGAUAUUCUUCCUAUCCUUUAUGUGGGCAUUCAAAUUAACAUUCUAUUGCAGUGAUAUAACAAAUUACUUAAUUAGGCGAACACAGCUUAUGGCACUUUGCAGCGUGUCUUUUGUCCAAAUACUUUUAUUAUUCUCUACACUUCGUAAAGAAGGCAUGGAUCCUGCUAUUUUUUUAAAUAUUUCAUUGCUUUUUUCUGGUUAUACUAUAAGUUCAAUAAUCAUUGAGUACUUCAGAUUUAGCACAACAGAGAGACUAAUUGUCAAUGAUAUAGUUAAAAUAUUAUCAAUAUUUUGCAUAUUCAUGUAUUUACUUUAUGCACAGAUAUGCUAUCAGAAUACGUUUAUAUUGUAUGCCGAAAGGUGGUUUGUGUGCACACCCCUUGUAUUUUUUAAUAUUUUACUAUUACUUCAUGUAUUUAUUAAGUCAUGCUAUGGUGAUAUUAUUUAUUAUAAGUGUGUAUCGUAUGCUAAAAAUAUAAAUAUAUUGUACAUCAUAUUGUUAAUAUACGUUAUAUAUGUAUAUAGCAGAGCAAUUACAGCAGGAUUUGCUAAUGAUAGACUAAUUAAAGCAUAG